Messenger RNA from Closterium sp. NIES-65, 3294 nucleotides. NCBI's taxonomy places the organism in Eukaryota, Viridiplantae, Streptophyta, Zygnematophyceae, Desmidiales, Closteriaceae. The record is from the annotation of a GenBank genome assembly.
AUGGAGCCAUCGGCAGCUGAGUUAUCGCGGCCAGACUCGGCGCGCAGCGCGUGGCACUGGAUCGAAUUCGUUCUCUUCCCCGCGAAGCUCGACGAGCAUCUCGCGCUGCUGGAACAAGGCGCUACUCGCGCGCCGUCGCUCGUCGCUCUCAUCUCCACAUUCCUCGAACAGUGUAUCCCUCCUUCCAUCGUUUCUCAUCUCCGCCACUCCCCUCCACUCCGCGCUCCUCCCUACCCCCAGGCGGCGCAGAUUCAGAGGCUACAGGCACCCGCGGAGGGGGAAGGGGCUGGCGCACCAGGCGGGGAAGGGGCGGAAGCAGGUGGGGGGAAAGGAGCGGGCGCACCAGAGAGUGGGGGAGGAGGGGCAGGUUUGGGGAAUGGUGUUGCUGGGAAGAAAAAGGGGAGUGCAGGAGAAGAAGCUCCUGCAUUGGUUAAGCACGGGGAGGGAGGAGGAGGAGGAGGAGGAGGAGGAGGAGGAGGAGGAGGAGGAGGAGGAGGAGGAGGAGGAGGAGGAGGAGGAGGAGGAGGAGGAGGAGGGGGAGGAGGGGGAGGAGGAGGAGGGACAGCAGGAGACGGAACACCCAUGAGACCACCUCCCAACCAAUCAGAAGUCACUAUCAUGGCUCUUUGCCGAUUGGUCGUCCGUGCUGCUAUGAAAUCAAAUCUCUCGCUCCCUUUGAUCGAAAAUGAUUUUCCCUUUAUGCAUCAGAUGCCUCUGCUACAGCUGCUCGUGCUGCUGGACGAUCCGAGCCGUCGCAUCGUCCGGCAGUGCAAUCUGCACCGUUGGUUCUUACGCGCUUGUAUGGACUGCCCGGGUGGGGGUGCAAAAGUUUUGGGCGGCGAAAGAGGAGAGGGAGAGUCAGGUGGCUUGAAAGGGGGAAUUGGGGGAGGUGAUGCAGGCGGGAGGUAUGGUGCUGGGGGGUUGGGAGGGGUGGGAAUGGGUGGAGGUGGAUUGGGAAGAGGAGGAGGACAGGGGGGUUGGGGAGGAGGAGUAGGAAAUGGUGGAGCAAGAGGGUUUGGUUCUGGAAACGCUGGUGGUGGUGGUGGUGUGGGUGGUGUGGGGGGAGGUAUGGGUCCUGGUAUUGGUGGUGGUAUGGGUGGAGUGGGGGGAAUGGGGGGUACGAAGAAUACAGGGGCGAAUGGGAAGAGUAGUGUGGAUGUGAGGAGGAUUUCCCCGUUGCUCUGUCCUUCUGCUUCGGCGGCAGACCUUGAUGCUUGGCUCGGGCUAGCUGACGAAGGAGUAUCGCAGCUGGUGUGGUUCGACCUGGGGGAGUAUCGGUUUGCAAGGGGGGAUAUUUGGGAAGCAGCCUGGUUGUUUGCCGCGUGCAAGGCUGGAGCGAGGAAGGAGGGUGAGAGGGAGCGGGUGGGGGAGGGGGAGCGGCAUGGGGAUGGGGAUGGGGAUGUGCAAGGGAAGGGGGAAGGGGGCCGUUUGGAAAGGGAAGAGGGCGAGGGUGAGGGGGAAAUGAAGGGUUUGAGAAAGGGUGAUGGGGAUGGGGAUGGGGAGGAGGCGAUGGGAAUGGAGGGAGAGGAUGUUGCAGAGGCGAGAUAUUGUGAGGAGUCUCAGGAGAGGAAGAUGAGAAGGAAAGACGAGAAAGCGGAGGAGGAUUUGGAGAUGAAAGAGGGGGAGAGCGAGGGGGAGGGAGAGGGGGAGGGAGAGGGGGAGAGGCGGGGAGAAGGGGAGUCAGCAAAGGGGCAGAGACCUGUAAGAGUGGCUAGUACAAGAGGCAAAGUGGAAGCAGAGGAGGAGCGAAAGGCGGAAGGAGUAGAGGCAGGGGUGGGAGCAGGUAGUGCAGGGGGAAAGCGCGGAGAAGGAGGGUUGGAUGUAGGUUCAGGAGAGGGGUCGGGGCUUGUAGAAAGCGGAGGAAAAGGAGGAGGGGGAGGAGGAGGAGGAGGAGGAGGAGGAGGAGGAGGAGGAGGAGGAGGAGGAGGAGGAGGAGGAGGAGGAGGAGGAGGAGGAGGAGGAGGAGGAGGAGGAGGAGGAGGAGGAGGAGGAAAAAGGAGGGAGAGGGUAGGGCUUUUGAGUGUGGAGGAGGAGAGUGAAGGCGAGAUUGGGCAGGACAAGCAGCAGCAGCAGCAGCAGCAGCAGCAGGAGGAGGGGGAGGGGGAUGGGAAGGGGGGAAAGAAGAAGCAGGAGGAGGCAGAUGACGAGGGGAAGAGGAAGGAGAAGCGACAGAAGCACAGUGAACGUUUCAGCCCGAAUGAACAGCCAGGAGGAGAGGUUGGUGGGGGUCGGCAGGAUGAUGGGGAAAGUGCAGGUGCGGGAGAGGGUGGCGAGAGUGAUGAUCUGGGGGGAGGAGGUGCGUGGGAGGUGGAGAGACAGAAGGAGAAAAAGGAUGACGAGGAAGAUGAGCUUGAGGGAAUCCCUUGUGGCAGUGUGGAAACAUGUGCAGCAGGCAAUGGCGUGCCAAGGAAUGGAAGGGACAGGGGCGGAAGAAGGGGCAGAGAGAGGGGUGGAGACGAGGACUUAGUGGUGGUGGUGGAAGCAGAAAGAGCAGUGGUGAUUGCAGAGAGAGCAGCGGCGCUUGCAGCGUUUGUGAGCUGUCUGGUGGGCGAAGCAUGGGCGUGGGGCCUUGCUGGGCGAGUCAGAGGACUGAAGUGGCGGAUAGAGGAGGUGUGGAGGGGCGGGUGCGGUGGGAUGGGUGAUGUGGAAAUCGGGGAGGGCAGAGAGGGCAGGGACGGAAGAGAGGGGGCUGAGGAGGAUUGGGAGGGCGGAGAGGAUGAGGGUGAUUGGGCUGUUGGUGGCAAACUGGAAAGGCUGGCUGGAGUGAUGCUGCUGCAACGUGGUGAGGUUGGGGCUGUGCAGAGGACACAGCAGCAGCAGCAGCAGCAGCAGCAGCUGGUGGUAGUGAGGCUUCUGGAGCGGAUGGGGAAGGGGCUGCUGAGGGCAUGGAUAGUGGCAGGGGAGAGAGAGGGAGGAGUGAUCUGGCGAGAGUGUGGCUCGGAUGGAGGCUUGGAUGGAGGCUCGGGUGGAGGGUUGGAGGAGGGGGAUUUGGGAGAGGAGUCGCAAGACGCUGCUGAGCUGGCUCUGGCGCUCCUGACCAAUCAGCAGCGGUGGGACGACGCACUGGCACUCUGUGAUUGGCUGGAGGGCGUUGUUAGGCGAGUGGAGGGUGGAGGGGGAGGGGGGGCGAAAGAUGGGAAGCUGGUGGAGGACGAGGGGGAGAAUCAGCAGGAGGAGGAGGAGAAAGGGGAGUGGGAGAGGGAGGAGAAAGUGGAGGAGGAGGAGGAAGUGGAGGAGGAGGAGGAGGGGGAAGUGGAGGAGGAGGAGGAAGUGGAGGAGAAAAGGGAGAAGUAG